Messenger RNA from Coffea eugenioides, 1389 nucleotides. RefSeq names its product protein MKS1. The transcript has a single exon. The record is from RefSeq and is a predicted model, not a curated record. Gene Ontology annotation, cellular component: nucleus. Bases 111 to 767 code for a protein of 218 amino acids. Lineage: Eukaryota; Viridiplantae; Streptophyta; Magnoliopsida; Gentianales; Rubiaceae.
UCGAAGUCCAUAGACCUUUUACCAUUUGGCUUCUCUCUGUUGUCUUUUCUUUCUUCCUAGUUCCCUCUACAAAUUACUCCAAUCGAUCACUCCAUAAAUCUUCCUUCACCAUGGAUCCACAGGAUUUUUCCACCGGCGGCAGGCCGUCUCCUAGGAGAGAACUACAGGGCCCACGUCCAGCUCCACUUAAAGUAAGCAAAGACUCCCACAAAAUCAAGAAACCACCAGUUGCACCGCAGCUGCACCACCUCAAUCACCCUGCUCCGCCGCACCUUCAGCCCACAGUCGACAACGAGUACCGCCAACCAGUGGUCAUCUACGCCGUUUCCCCGAAAGUAAUCCACACCACAGUCAAUGACUUCAUGAACUUGGUCCAACGUCUCACCGGCCGUUCUCCUCGUCCAGGCAACACCCCAACUGCCGCAGGCGACCUCUCUCCGGCAGCCCGUUUAGCUUCGAUGGAGAAAGCUAGCCCGUCGGAAAGGGAAAAAGAGAGACAGCAAAGGGUUGGUUCUGAUUUUGCUGAAGAUUUGAUGGAAAUUCUUGAAGGAACUAGUUUUGAAAUGGGUCAAAAUCCGGGGAUACUAUCGCCGGCGCCGGGGACUCUGCCCCCCGUUUCGCUUCCGGGACUCUUCUCGCCGGCGCCGGAUCCAUUUUUGAACGGGAAUAAUAUGUUCUUACCAAGCCCAUCAUUCUUGCUUUCUUCACCACUCAUUUCACCAUCCAUUCCUUCGUAUGAUCUCUUCAACACAUUCUUUGACUUUUAGUAUUACUUCAAAAUUUCCUUUCUUUUUUAAUUUAUAUAUUUCUAGCUUUUUUUUUUUUGGGGUAUCCAAAACCCAAAAAUUAGGCUAGUCCAGAUUAGAUUUUUUUUUUUUCUUUUUUUUUUUUUGGCCCCUUUGAAGAAUUGAUUAUUGAUGUACUUUUUAUUAGUCUUGAAGUUUAUGGGAGUAGGAAAUUUCUCCACAAGUAGAUGUAAAGAAUUGAUAAACUAACUCAAAUCUUUUUAGCUAGAAGGAUGGAAAAGUCAAAACAGAAGAAGGUGAAAAACAAAUUUGUUCAAAAGAGAAGAAGCUGAAAACAAAUUUGUUUCUAGAAUUUUUUUUUUUUUGGGGUAGGAGAGGGAAAAGUCAAAAAGAACAAGUAGAAAUUUUUGGUUGCAUAUGCUUACUUUGGCUUUGCAAGUAUGGAUGGGAGAAAGUUGGGGGAAAACUGAAGAUGAAGCUGUUAUUCAAUGAUUCUUGCCACUAGGUUGUUGGUGGGCCAAAUUAGAGGAGUUAGGCUUAUCUUUUUGUACUUCUUUUGAGAGUUGGUUGUAAAAAGCAAAUGAGUUCUGUAUAUGGAAUCUCAUGAUUCAAUGAGAAUUGUAUUAUAUUUUUUUUCUUUUUA